AUGGCAGCUCGUGUGGAAAUGGCCUCUGGUGAGGUGGGCCAAGCAGGAGGGGCUGGCGUCAAGCCUGCGCCCGGCCCCAAUCCUCGCCUGAUUCCCAAACCCUUCUCACUGCAGAGGAACACCACCUUACGCUCCAUCCUAGCCCCAAAGACACUCACAACGACUCCACAGCCAUCUCAGACCACACCCACUACACCCACGACCUCCAGCAAACCAGGGCCUAAUCAGCCUAUCAGUGCCCCUGUGUCUGACUCAAGCAGCGCUGUGAAACUCGAUGCAGAGAGCACCAUGAUACCUGAACCGACUAAUGCUCUCAAAGCUCCUUCAGCCAUAACACCCCACACUGACUCAACCCACACCACUAAACAAAACCAAGCUGCUCUUUCCACAUCCAGCUCCCUUACUGCCCCAACAUCUGAGCCACCGGCUAGUACCAUAUCUGACCCAACUGGAACCUCAGAGGCAAAUCAAGUCAGUGAAUCUGAACUGGAAUGAACAUGGAGACUCUGAUACAGGCCACUCCGCUACUGGAACUGAGGCUGUACCAUCACCAUCGGUUACCUCAGCUCCCCUUCAACCCCAGUCUGAAGACACUGUGAGCGAGCCCACCUCUGCGGUCGUCAGGCACCAAGCUGGGGAGGAUCAGGCAGCCCACUGGGGAGGAGGCAGGAAGAGGCUGUCCAUGGAGCUCACCUCCAGGGUUGAGUUGGCCGGCCGCUCGCUCCCCUCACAGCCACCAGCCAAAGACAACAAACAGAACCAGGAACAGGCGACCAAGAGAGAGACUGCAGUCCUCAAAGUGUCUGUCCUCAGGACCAAGGAGGAAGAGAAGAUACCAGAUUCACCAGGGACACCGUUUGACCCGGAGUGCAGACUCAAGCACUCAGCAACGCUGAAGGAAGAGAGGGAUGGAGAAGGGGUAAAGGAGGAAGGAGAAGAGAAAGUGAGCUGCAUACAACGGAGGAUCAGUUUGCUGCUGGACUACUCCUCGAGGCCAGAGGCUCUGACCAAGAGGGAGGAAGUACCUGGUCCAAUUAAACAAGCAGACGGUUCUGGGGGUGUGAAACAGCGAAUUAAAGACUGGGCAUUAGACACACCUCCUGUUCAGGCAUCCAAUCAGAGGGUGGAUGUUGCCCCUCAACCAAUCCCUAUCAGAGUUUACCCUGCAUUGGGUGUUACUGGGGGGUCGUUGGCGACGAGCGAAAGCGUUCAGCUAGCUCCCCAAGAGGACAAGGCUUAUACCCUAUGUCGCUCAGGACAUUCUGGGAUAAAGGUUAAUAGGGAGGAGAUAGAGGAUGAGGAAGAGGAGGGAGAAGAGGAGGAGGGAGAGGAGAAGAGGGCCCAGGUGGCACUCUACAAACCAGUAGGGAGACUUCUUCGGAUGAAAGAUGGAGGGAAGAAACAGGAGCUAGUGAUUGAUCAAAUAGAGAAAGAUAUGGAGACCAAGGUGCAAGAGGAGGAAAAAGUGAAACAGCUGGAGCUAGAAGAGAGACAGGCAGUGAAGGAGAGGGAGAAAGAAAAGGAAAGGGAGAGACAGAGAGAGGAAAAAGAGAGAAAGACGAAAGAAGAGGGGAGAGAAAGGCAAAGAGAAAUAGAGAGGGAAAGGGAUAGACAGCGUCAAAGAGAGGAGGAAGAGAGGGAGAGAAAGAGGAAGGAAGAGGAGAGGGAGAGAGAUAGACAAAUUCAACUUGAGAGGGAAAAGGAGAUACUGAGAAAGGAGGAAGAGAGGGAGAGGAGGAAAGAAGAGGAGAGGGAGACAGAAAGACAGAUAGAAGUGAAGCGGGAAAGGGUUAGACAGAGAGAGGAAGAAGAGAGGGAGAGGAUUAGAGUGGAAGAGGGGAGAUUGAGAGAGAAGGAAAUGGACAAACUCAUAGAAGAGGAGAGAGAAAGGGAAAGAAAGAGAGAGGAGGAAAGGAUGAAGGAAGAUGAGAGACAGAGAGAAGAAGGGCGGGCAAGAGAAAGACAAAGAGAGGAAGAGAGCGAGAAAGAAGAGUCCCCAGUACAGUUGAUCACUCUUGAACCUGACCAACCUCCCAAGCCAGAGCCUCCUUCUCGUUCCCCUACCAUCCCCAUCAUAGAACCCAUACCGAAGGAUGAGGAGCAGCCUCACAUCAAUGUGGUCUACAACUUUUCUAUCAAAGAGGAGAAGCCUCUUAUUGAGGUGGUCUAUGAUAAUUUCUCUGUCAAGCUCGGGAGGUGGGGGUCUCAGGCCAGGCUCCUUGCUGACCGUGCCCAGGUUGAGACACCUUCCCCUGGAAGGUCACCGGGCCCCUCAGACACCGACCUCCAGAGAACCGUUUAACGCCCAGGAGCCACUCCGCGUCAAACCUCACCAAGCCGAGGGGGACAUAGAGUGGGGAGUCCCCACCCCAGAUAAAGGGAUGGAGAAGGAGGACGAGAAGGUGGAUGCGGAAGAAAACGUGGACACAGAGGAGGUAAGCAAGGGGACGGUGAGAGGGGGAGGGAGAGAAUUUGAAAAUGAUCUCCACAAAAAAGGUAUUUCAUGGCCUUUUUCCUUUGCAACACUAGUAUGGACAGACUUACCAUGGGCUUAAAACCUGGUGUUAUACUAGGGAAAUUGUGUUUCCAUAGCUAGGGCUGACACUAUGGACAAGCAGAAACAACAAGCUCUUUAUUUAA
Messenger RNA from Coregonus sp. 'balchen', 2640 nucleotides. NCBI's taxonomy places the organism in Eukaryota, Metazoa, Chordata, Actinopteri, Salmoniformes, Salmonidae. The record is from the annotation of a GenBank genome assembly.